Trichoderma citrinoviride is the source of this 2412-nucleotide messenger RNA. RefSeq names its product kinase-like protein. Gene Ontology annotation, biological process: meiotic spindle assembly checkpoint signaling; peptidyl-serine phosphorylation; mitotic spindle assembly checkpoint signaling. The coding region runs from base 1 to 2412 and encodes 803 amino acids. Gene Ontology annotation, molecular function: ATP binding; protein serine/threonine/tyrosine kinase activity; protein serine/threonine kinase activity. The transcript has 3 exons. The record is from RefSeq and is a predicted model, not a curated record. Gene Ontology annotation, cellular component: nucleus; spindle; kinetochore. Lineage: Eukaryota; Fungi; Ascomycota; Sordariomycetes; Hypocreales; Hypocreaceae.
AUGGCGACAGCGGCUUCGCCAACGCCAAUGGCAGCCGGCCCUAUCCGCAGGUCUUCGCAGCGACAGCAAGCCCUCCGCGAGUUGCCCUCGCGAGCAUUCCUGACCAGGAGCGAGAGCCAUCAGGCGGGUGCCAUGCAAGCCCGAAGCAGCGCCAAACAGUACAACGACGACAGCUCCGAGGAUGAGAUUCCGGUGCCUAUGAAGCUCAGCGCCCUCACCAAAGCGCUGCUCAAUGAUGGCGAGCCUGAGGGCGCUCAGCCCGCAGAGCGAUCGACCUCACCACCACAGACGCGAAGACGGACCAGCCAAUUGAACACGACGACGCCUUCUGUGCCCGAGAGAGGGAGGAACCUGAGAUCCUCCACUAGCCAGCCCGCCGAGGGCAAAACUUCGAGGACCUCGAGUCCCGCCAGGGAGCGCGGUGCGAGCCCCGUGACACGGAAGCGGGUGGUGAGGCUCAGCAGCACUUCGCAGAGCCUGAGCCAGAUCCAGCCUUCCAAGAGACGCUCGAGCUCUUUUUCUCGAUCAACACAGCGCCAGAGUCGGCCGCCCAGUAGAGAAGAAUCUGCCGAUAAGAGGCCAGAGCCACAGGCGGACAUCAACACACCCGCGCACGGGAACCGCAUUGUGAGAAUCUCAACAAACUCCUCGGGCAAUCGCAGCAGAGUCGGCUCAACCGGCAUGUCAUCGGGGCGGUCGUUUGAUCGCUCUGGUGUCGACAGGUCUGCCAUCGAGGUGGAUGACUACGAGCCAGACAGGGUCCCGGAAACCGUUGCACGAAAUGAAGCACCGCUCGCCAGCUAUGGCAGCAUCUCACGGUACAGCUCGGCUAGGGGCCGACUCGAGGAGAACGCCAACCUGCAGAGCUCGAUGCGCGUCAAGCGCGUUGGUAAGAUUCCGGGCACAUUCCUCAGCGGGCCUGCUCGGCGUGGCAGGCGGAGGCAGAGCGAAGACGACGCUGAAGAAGAAGGGGAGAUGGAUCGAUACGAUGCCAACCGGGACCAGGAGAACCACCAGAUGGGUGACACGCCAGAAGUUGCCUUUUACCCCGAUGGAAUCCGAGACUAUAACUCUGGAAGUCCUGUCAGUGCUAGUGCUUCGGCUAGGGCCCUUCAUAGGAGACACCAGUCCAGCAUGAGUUCCCGGCCCGACUCUGGGCACGCACAAGAGGAGGAGGAGGAAAUACCAUAUAGGAAAUCAAUACUUCGGCCUCAGGUACCUUCAGCGCACGAUCAAGAAAACAACGGCCGUGCGAGCUAUAAGCGCCCGAGGUCUUCCAUCGACGAUCGGAUGGACAAGGCGCCGCAGCGACCUCUGAGCACUGAUCCUGCGCCUGCGCCUGUUUUCGCCCGGCCGUCUUCACCAGAGCGGAGACCAUUGGCUCCAGUGGCCAACAACACACCUAAGCGGGCUGCUCCGCCGCCUCCUCCCAAGAUGUCGUCCGUCCUGGAGGCGGCAACGUCGACCACUGGAGCCGCAGCUGCGGCUACAUCGACAAGACAGCGGAGAAACGUGCUGCGGGUGAAUGGAAAGACGUAUACCAGGCUCGACUGCCUUGGUCGCGGCGGCAGCGCCAAGGUCUAUCGCGUAACCGCCGAGAAUGGACAGAUGUUUGCCCUGAAGCGCGUGGCCCUGGAGAACGCCGACGAGUUGACCAUCAGGGGAUACAAGGGCGAAAUUGAUCUCCUUGGGAGGCUCGAGGGGGUUGAUCGAGUUAUCAAUCUGUACGCCUACGAGAUGAACACAGAAAAGCAGGUGCUGAGUUUGGUCAUGGAAAUGGGAGAACGAGACCUGAAUACUCUAUUGGCAAGCCGCCAGGGCCCCGAGUCUUCCAGAUUCGACUCGGUAUUUGUACGCUUCUACUGGAAAGAGAUGUUAGAGUGCCUGCACGCCGUCCACCAGCACGACAUUGUUCACUCGGACCUGAAACCCGCCAAUUUUGUCCUCGUCAAGGGCAGGCUCAAGCUCAUCGACUUUGGCAUCGCCAACGCCAUCCAGACCGACGAGACCGUCAACGUCCACCGAGAGACGCAGGUGGGCACGCCCAACUACAUGUCGCCCGAGUCCCUGCUGGACUCUAACAACCCGCGCGGCGGUCGAAUCCCCGGCAGACCCAAGCUUAUGAAGCUGGGCAAGUCGAGCGAUGUCUGGUCGCUGGGCUGCAUCCUCUACCAGAUGGUCUACGGCUUGCCACCCUUUGGCCACAUUGCGAACCAGAUGGCGAGAUGUCAGGCCAUUAUCAAUUGGGAUCACCACAUUGAGUUUCCCUCCCGCGGCAUGGGCGGCGCUCCCGUCCCGCCUUCGCUCAUCAGGACGCUGAGGCGGUGCCUGAACCGAGACCAUCACAUGCGGCCCACGUGCGAGGAGCUGCUUUCUUAUAGCGACCCGUUUUUGUAUCCUGUGGAGAGGUGA